This is a messenger RNA of Odobenus rosmarus divergens (Pacific walrus), 1374 nucleotides long. RefSeq names its product selectin P ligand (gene SELPLG). NCBI's taxonomy places the organism in Eukaryota, Metazoa, Chordata, Mammalia, Carnivora, Odobenidae. Gene Ontology annotation, biological process: hemopoiesis; leukocyte tethering or rolling. The record is from RefSeq and is a predicted model, not a curated record. The transcript is spliced from 2 exons. Gene Ontology annotation, cellular component: plasma membrane.
AUGGCUCUGGGCCCUUGAGGACUUACAGGAGACACUUACUCAGGUGCCAUGCCUCUGCAAGUCCUCCUGCUUCUGAUUUUGCUGGGUCCUGGCCGCAGCCUUCAGCUGUGGGAGCUAGGGAAGGAUGGAGCCCAGGAGGCCUCAGACGUCCCUCUUGCCCGGGUCCAGAGACAAGUGGAUGAGGACCAAGAAGUGGACUUGUACGACUAUGUCAUAGAAGGCACAGAGCCUCCAGAAAUGCUUACACAUGAACCUGGGUCUUUGGCCCUGACCCCUAACAUUCUGGCUCAGUUGGCAACACUGGGGCAUGGAACUCCUGAGCCAGCUACUCUGGAGGCGGCCACACAGGACUCUGCUGGCCUGAACACAGGAGGGGUGGCCCUGGGGAAUCUGAGCAUGGAAGUGACCACACAGGUGAUUCCUGUCACACCGGACCUGCUGACCAAAGAACUGGCCACUACAUUACCUCCCAUCACAGAGUCUCUAUCCACAGAGGGAGCUCCAUCCACAGAGCUGGCCACCACUGAGGCCCCGUCCACAGACCCAGCAGCCACGGAGGCACUGACCACGCAACCUGUGGCCACAGAGGCCCCGUCCAUGGAGUCUACUGUCAUGGAGACCCUGUCCAUGGGGCCAGAAGCCACGGACGCCCUGUCCACAGAGCCCACUGCCACAGAGGCCCUGUCCAUGGAAUCUACUGUCAUGGAGACACUGUCCAUGGGGCCAGAAGCCACGGACGCCCUGUCCACGGAGCCCACUGCCACAGAGGCCCUGUCCAUGGAGUCUACCGUCACGGAGACUCUGUCCACGGGGCCAGAAGGCACGGAUGCCCUGUCCACGGAGCCCACUGGCACAGAGGCCCCGUCCACAGAUCCAGCCACCACGAAGUUCCCGUCCACAGGACCUGCCACCAUAGGGCACCUAACCACAGUCCUUCUUGUGACCUCUGAUCCUCAAAACAGCACCACUGUGGCAGGAGGCAAUUUGCUUGAUGUCCUCACCAAACGAUGGGAAAAUGGGCAGCAUCUGUCCCCACAGAGCUCUGUGGCCCCCAUCCCCGCAGGGGCCCCGGACCACAUCCCCGUGAAGCAGUGCUUGCUGGCCAUCCUCAUCCUGGCCUUGGUAGCCACGACCUUCCUCGUGUGCACAGUGGUGCUGGCCGUCCGCCUCUCCCGCAAGAAUCACAUGUACCCAGUGCGCAAUUAUUCCCCCACCGAGAUGGUCUGCAUCUCAUCCCUGCUGCCCGAGGGGGGCGAAGUGCCCACGGCCACGGCCAAUGGGGGCCUGACCAAUGCCAAGAGCCAGGGCCUAAAGGUGGAGCCCAGGGAGGGCAGAGAUGGGGACGACCUCACCUUGCAGAGCUUCCUCCCUUAA